Messenger RNA from Staurois parvus, 486 nucleotides. The record is from the annotation of a GenBank genome assembly. Lineage: Eukaryota; Metazoa; Chordata; Amphibia; Anura; Ranidae.
AUGCCUGACACCUCGGUUCCUGCUUGCUUCCUGUGCCUCCUCGCCUUAUCCUCAGCCUGCUACAUCCAGAACUGCCCAAGAGGAGGCAAGAGGUCCUACCCAGACACAGAAGUGCGACAGUGCAUACCAUGUGGCCCAGGGAAUAGAGGCAAUUGCUUUGGACCAAACAUCUGUUGCGGAGAAGACUUAGGAUGUUAUAUUGGGACCCCCGAGACGCUGCGCUGUGUGGAAGAAAACUACUUACCCUCCCCCUGUGAGGCUGGUGGAAAGCCCUGCGGUGCUGGAGGCCGAUGUGCUGCUCCGGGGGUAUGCUGCAAUGACGACAGUUGCACUAUGGAUUCCAGCUGCCUGGAUGAAGACAGCGAGAGGCAGCGAGUUUCCCCAGAUCAGAAUAUGACCCAGAUGGACGGACCAGCCAGCGACCUCCUCCGGAGACUUAUGCAUAUGGCAAACAGGCAACAGCAGCAGCAGACAAAACACUACUGA